CGUACAUACGGGGAGGGGGGGUGUUCGGGUUCAAACCCCCCCAGGACCAAAAAAAAAAAAAAAUUGUGAUAUUAUUGAUGAAUUUUUUACUAUUAAUCAUCCGUGUAUAUAUACAAACAUACGUCAUAAUAAUAUGACUAUUAAGCAAACACUAUACUUUACCAACAAUGAAAAAAAGAUUUUAUAACGAAAUUAUGGGUGCCGUAAAUCAAUCAAAAUAGAUAUUUGAUCGUACACAGUCAGUUAGUUGCGUGCGGACAUAAAUACAUAUUAAUAUUGUCGUUAUCUCGACCGACUCGAUCAGAAAACGGAGAAAAAAUUACCGAUUACGUUAUCGGUUAUAAUCGUUGAAUUUCUCGUGAGCGACAAUAUAACGGUGAAAUGGAUUCUAUUUUUUUAUAGCACUAUCGUAAAUGGCCAUGUUAAAAUAUUUAAUUAUGAAAUGUUCGUUCGUUCUGUUCUAUUCUGCCGUUGGAGAAGCUAAUGUCAACAAUUGAACAUUGAACUCCAUAAACCAUAGGUAAGUAUUUAGUCAAGAUUAUCAUUAUAAAAUAAAUAGUAAUCAUGGCUGAAAAAAAAAACAACGGAAAAUACAAUCUUUUUUUUCAAAACCACCCUCAAUAAUGAAUUCAUUGAAUGCAACUCGGAACAGUUAUAAGUUCCUCUAGUUCCUCAUUACCAUCAACUGUAUCUGUGUCUGAUACACCUAUCACUCAGUUCACACCUUCGACUACGGAUAUUAUGUCUCUUACAAAACAGUAUAGUGAAGAUCUGGAAGACAUUGGAAAUUGUGAUGAGGUAUUCAACAACGAGUUCAAACUUUGGCAACGAAAACUUAAAUAUCUAUCAGAAACGGAUAAACCAAAAAAACGCAAUGGACGCUAUUUACAUAUGUAAUGAAGCCAUGUACCCAAAUAUUUUUAAUUUACUUAAAAUAUUACCAACUUUACCAGUUUCUUCUGCCACUAACGAAAUGACAUUCUCAACUCUCAAGAGAAUAAAAACUUACUUACGCAACUCUACUUCUGAGGUAUGUUUAAUUUAAAUAAUAGUAUUAAUGAUUAUAAUCGACUUAAUUUAAUGUUGUAAUUAAUUUUAACAGGGAAGACUUAAUGGUCUGGCUAUGCUCUC
Messenger RNA from Cinara cedri, 1131 nucleotides. NCBI's taxonomy places the organism in Eukaryota, Metazoa, Arthropoda, Insecta, Hemiptera, Aphididae. The record is from the annotation of a GenBank genome assembly.